Molecule: messenger RNA, 731 nt
Organism: Momordica charantia (bitter melon)
Lineage: Eukaryota; Viridiplantae; Streptophyta; Magnoliopsida; Cucurbitales; Cucurbitaceae
Source: RefSeq, a predicted model, not a curated record
GGCAACGAGAACGCAACUGCCUUCGCAAGCUCGCAUCAGUACAUCACAGACCUCCGCCAAGUCCGCGUCUAUAAUUCGCUCCCAUUUGUUGAGGCUUCUGAAGCAACGAUUUUUCGCUCUCCACCGUUURUUAUUCCUUGAAUCCGCCUAAUUCACAAGGAUGGAACAACCUUUUAGACCCCGUGAGAAACUUCUGGAGAAGCAAAAAUAUUUCCAGAGCAUCCACAAGCACACAUAUCUUAAAGGCCCAAUGGAUAAAGUCACCUCGGUUGCCAUUCCAAUUGCUUUCGCAGCUUCAACACUGUUUCUCAUCGGACGGGGAAUUUAUAACAUGUCGCACGGAAUUGGAAAGAAGGAAUGAGGUCACAGUCUCUGCAUCUAAAUUUCAAACAGUUACAUGAUCUGAACCCAUGUGAAUUUUGUUACUGAAGUAGUUUUUGUUCAAUAAUGGCUUAGUUCCAGAUUCAAGUACCUAAUAGAAUUCUGGAUAUGAUGCUUAGAUUUUGUAUGAAUUGUUCAUCUGUCCCAGAUUAUUUUUUCCAUUUUUGCCUUUCAUGAAAUCCCCGCCCAGGAAUCAGGAAAUGUAUUGAGAUUCUGGAAAUGAAAUGGUGUGCCAGCCAGAAUUGUUGAGUGAUAUCUGAUAUGGUUGGGUUGGGACCUGGGAGUACAUGUAUAUUCAUUAAAAUUAAGGGUACCGAAUCAAAUAAAUCAAUUUGGUUCGGUUCGGUUUA